GACUGGUAUUCUGGUGAAGCUAGAUGAGCACGAGGAUGCCUUCCUGGAGUUUGACGCCUUCGAAGCCAGACAGUGGGUCUUCCAGAAGAAGCGGCACAAGCUGAAACGACUGCUGGAUACCGAGGCAAAGGACGUCUUCUUGGAUAUUGUGCCGCAGAAUGACAUCAUUAUGCACUGGGCUUUACGAGUCGUGGGGCCAAAGGCUUCGCGAUGUUACGAGUUUGAGGCCGACGGCGUCAUCAUGGGCAAGCGAACGGCCCUCGACAAGGGCCUUCCCAUCAGCUCACAGAAGCUGGAAGGUCGUACAGAAAGGACGCACCGGGAGAUUUCCCGAUGGUGCACACAGUUCGGCGUGGAUCACACCUACGAUGCAGCCGGCAACAACAUCUUCGGCGGGAAGAACUGCCAG
This is a messenger RNA of Symbiodinium necroappetens, 409 nucleotides long. NCBI's taxonomy places the organism in Eukaryota, Dinophyceae, Suessiales, Symbiodiniaceae. The record is from the annotation of a GenBank genome assembly.